UCAAUUCGUUUGGCAAGAAUGCGGCGCAGCCCCGAGUGGUGGCGCUGUCACAGGAUCAGGUCCAAGGUAACUGCGAACAUACGAUUUCCUCAGCAUCACAAACGAUUUUGCUUCCUUCGGUUCAGUUUCAGUUGCGGAAGAGCGCGAUCACGGUUAUAAAUACACUCGAAUCCUAGAUGGAGUGAGUGCCUGAAUGGAUCGAAGGCUCAGAGAGCUAUGAACAAAGCCUCAUUCAUUUGUGGAGUAUUGCAGACAGGAAACAGCUUUUAAAUUGCGUUGGAUUUGUGGAGUUGUGCUGUCGAAAGAUAAUUAAAUGAGCAAACGAUAGUUUUGUUGCAAUGAAUUAAAGUGGAAUAAUUAAAGAUUGCACGCGAAGGAAUAAGUGACAGGUGGAAAAUUUAUUUGCGUGUAUAAUUUUGUUCGAAGCAAAAAACUGUUUUCAAAUUUAGAAGUCUGCCUUUGGAUUAAUAGAAGCGUUUGUCUAUAUAAAAAAUAUUAAUUUUUUUUAAAGAAAAUUUGUUGAAGAAGCAAUCUUCUUGGAUAAAAUUAUUUUUUCAUGUCGGAGAGUUGGUGCAUCAAAUGUGAAUUCGAAGAUGACUUAAAAUUCUGCAAGAAGCAUAUUCUUGGAAAAUAGCCUUAAAUCUGAAGAGUGGUACAACUAGGAUUACUUUGGACACUUGUUGAUUCCAGAAGCGGCAGUUACAAAUAGUGCCAACAUUGCUUAAAAUAUUUUGUAUUUUCCAACUUUUCCUUCAAUUUCAUUUUUGGAAUUUUCAUUUAAGCGCAGAAUAACAAAGUUAAAAGACAAGCAAAUGAAUGUAACGUUAUUGAAACUUGUGCGCGACAUAUAGCAUGUGUUCUUUAUUUGUAUGCACUUGAUAAAAAUCUACAUCCUGGUGUGCAUUUUCAGACAGUGCUUCCCAUAGUGAUUGAAAUCUGUGUUAUUGUCUUUUUCGUCGAAUAUAACUUAUUUUUUUGAAAGAAACUAGAUAUCGAGCUCUAGAAAAUAUUGCAUUUACUUGUAAAUAUGAUGCAAUUUAAGUGCAAAAAGUAAGUAUUCCGUAAGAUAUAUAAACUAUAAUUUGUUAAUAUUUUUAUAAUAAAUCCUUCUUAAACUCAAAGUGUUAUGAAAAAUACAUGAAUAGUUCAUUCAAAUUUGCUGUAAUAGCAGCAAUUAUGUAUUACGGUUGAUUUAACGUGAUAUGUAAAUAUAAAUCAAAAGGAAAAGAAAGGGAAAAGUACUUUUCAAAAUAUAGUAUUUUUUCAAAAAAAUAUUAUAAGCACAAAUAACUGCUGCAAUCACUUACUAAUUAUCUAUUAGUUCUCUAUAUGUAAACAUUUUUCGAGUAUUAACUGUGCCAAAAAAUACAGUAUUUUAUCUAUUUGUUCAAUUAUUUAACUUUUUUAUUGUUAGAAAAAGCAUAGUGAAUAGGCGUAUAGUUUGAAUAACAUAUCUGUAGUUUUUGAAUCAGAUAUCAAAUAAUAUAUACUUAUAUGUCAAGCACAAAGAAGUUCAUUUGAAAACCAAGCACUUGAAGAUUCUCCAAAGAUUUUGUAACAGUCCGCUUUCAUUAGUGGGUUACCAUCUGCCUUAACCUCAACAAUGGCCACACAAUCUCCCAAGCUAAACAGUGAUGAUCAACAAGGAUUUGCCUCUGCAGAUUCCCCAACCAUUGAAGCUGAAACCUCCCUUACCUCGGAGAUCUGUGGAUUCUGCAGCUUGCCGAAGAGACCGGAAAAACUGCGUUUGGGGGUUGACAUGUCCAACUUGUGCAAGUGCCCCAGUGCCUCCGACUCGAAUGACCCUAGCAUUCGAUUGGGGACCGUCCCUUCCAGUGCUUUCAGGAGGUCACCCUCGCCUCGGCCUUCACUGAUACCACCCCCGGAUCGAGUCAGUGGUCUUCUGGGACAGUCCUCGGAUGGCGGGAAAUUAGAAAUAGUCAGUAUUCGCGAAAAGCAUGGUCAGUUUCGAAAGGCCAUACCGCACAUGCCCUUCGCAUUAGCUGUGGUGUUGUGCUUAAUGAAUGUCCUGCUGCCUGGAACGGGGACUCUCAUCAGCGCCUUCACCGUGUUCUGCGGAUGCAGCACCGAACACCCGGACAAGCGUCAGUCUCUCCUUUACAACCUGCUCGCUGCUCUUCUACAGCUGCUGCUCUGCCCCAUUGUCGUCGGCUGGAUAUGGAGUGUCCUAUGGGGCAUCACUUUCGUCAACAUCAGUGUUUCAAAAGCAGUCGAUGAAUCGAACGGAGGUGCCAUGGUGUAGCUGCCGUGGAUUUCUUUGCAAGCACCGUGAAGCAACUAUGGAGUAGCCAACAAACUCACCGAAAGCCAAACAGCAAAGACAGGAUAUAAAACAGCAACAACAUUCUCUUCUUUCGCACAUACUCUACCUUUGGUUUUCUCUUCCUAUAGUACUAUGCAAUUGUCUGAAAUAUAUAGUGAUACAACCUCUACAACUGCCCAAACCUCUUGGUGUACUUACAACAAAGUCUUCUGGCACCUAACUAGCACUUCCAGGUGUGAUGCAAAGUGAUGUUCUCUAGAGCGGGUUCUUCUAUGCUGCCGAACACAAGUAGUGUAGUUCUUUUCUACAGUGUACAUAUUCACGAGAAAUGCCAAAUGCUUUUUAAAGCUGUUAACAGUGCUCUGUAGGAAAGUUAUGUUCUUUAGUUUCGGUUCUGAGUACGAAGAAAAGUCAAAAAUUAUUCGCAGUUUAUUUAUGUGCAUUAAAUAAAGGCUAAGAUUCAAUAAGCAUGCAAAUUCUCGCUAUUGCCUCUUACCUUUGACAUAUUUAGUUGAGCUGCUUAAAUUUUAAUGUCUCAACAAAAAAAAAAAAUGGAACACCUCUGUAACUUUAUUUAUUUAUUAUCGCAUUUUCACAAAUUUGUUGUCGAUGGAAAUUAUUUCAGGGGCAAGUUUGUUGAGGUAGACAAACGGAUUAAUUGAUUUAAUUAACUGCUAUCUCGAAAUUUUUCCAUUACGACUAUCAAUUUUUCUCACUGAAUCGAUUUGCAAUCAUAAAAUCAACCUUUCAACAAAAUUUUACGGAAUUCUGAUGAUAAUUUCGACAGUUAUAAGGUUUUGAAAAAUGACACAAUGUUAAAUGAGUCUUAGGAACUUUCAAUUUUCUCGGGAAUUAUUAAAAAUUUCUCCAAAAUUUUUUCAUUUAUUUAAAAAAAAUUAGCAUAUUUCAUAAAAUUAUGAAAUAAAUGCAGAAAUAAUGCAAAUUUGAUAUUUUUUUAAUAAAUUUUUAAAUAUGAAUGUGGAAAAAAAGUGAAUUUUAACAUAAUAAAAUGUUUGCAUAAGAUCGAAACUGAUAUGUUAAAAUGCCGGAAUUCAAAAAAUUGUCCGCAUAUCUCAAUUAGUUUUCGAAAUAGUCACAAUCAUUAUGAAAUUCCCCAGUCGAUUUGCAACACCCACUUUUUGUGGAACUGUAUAUUAAGCUCAUUUGUAUUUAUAGAUAUACUCUUCAUGAAACCCAAACUUCAACGGCAAUUAUAAUAUCGCAAUUAGUUAAAUAAUAAAUUUAUUUUCAGAUCAGACGAUUUUAAUUUAAUAUGAAUUUUGUUUUGUUUUUAAAAAAUGAAGGGUUUUUUCACUCGGACGAUAUGAAAUUUGAUUUCAGGACAGACUGGCUGCAGAAAUAUUAUUUUUUUUCUCUUAACUGGCACUUACUUAAAAGCUGAGAGUUACUUAAUAUAUGGUUUCCGAUGAGUUGACUCUUUUGGGGCGGAGUUUUCUGAAAACAAAAUUAAGUGUAUCUCAAGAACUACUGUGAAUUUUGGAACGGAAUUUGAUACACUUACAAAAAGGCCUGCUGUAUCGAAUUAUUUAAAAAUAUCAUUCCCGUAAUAAAAAAAUGUCAAGAUAGUAAGUUAAUUAACUCGGUUAAUCAGUUUGUCUACCCCAAAAGACCUGCCCUUUUCGCCAUUUCCAUCGAUGCCAAUUUUGUGAAAAUGCGAUAAUAAAUAACAAAGUUAAGAAUGUUCUUUUUUGUUGUUGGUGGUGAUGAUGACUAUACAUUCUCUAAACUAAAUAGUUUUUAGUUGAGAAAUCAACCACAAAUGUAUCACAUUUGCAAAUCCCGUUUGAAAAUACGGCAUUCGCAUACUGCUUAUUUGAGGUCCAAAUAUAUAAGUGGAAUGGCAUCCAGAUACCAACAAUAAUAUACUAGAACUGCAAAAUCCAUUCUGCAAAAAAGUGUAUAAGCCUGCAGUGAAAGUAGAAAGAUGAAUCUCUGCAACUAUAGAGGUUGUGGUCUAAUGCAAAUUGCGAGUAUGACUGUUCCUGCUUUAUUUUUGGAAUUUUUUAUCAAUAUCGUGUCUUGCAACUAUGCAUAUAUUGACUCUUUCAAAUGGAAAAAGAAAUGAUUCGAUCUGAUCAAGGUUCAGUUACAUUUAAUCACAAUAUUAAAUUUAUACACAUGCACACUAAAUCAGCACAUUAAAUCUAAUUUUCUGGCUAAAUUGUGGAUAAUUUGGCUAAACUGCGGAUAAUUUUUGACUCACCCACGUACUUAAGUAAGGGUCGAAACUGUUAGAAUUUUAUUUAAUAAAUUGAUGUUUUGUUCUAAUUUAUAGUUUUUUAAACAGGGUUAUCUUAUGGAAAGUUAAUUCAAGACAUACUUCAGUUAUCUACAAGAUACCUAAAAUCUAUGGUUGAAAUCUAUUUCAAUGUGCGCCUUUAUAUCGCCAAAGAUGCCAAUAAUGCUACAUCCCCAAAGUAGCAAGAAUAAAAAAGGACAAAAACUCAAUAAAUAAUCAGCAAUAGAGUUGCUAAAAAAAGUGCUUUGUUUACUUGUUCGGGUUGACAUAUUAGUGACAGACUCAAGGGACACAUUAAAGUAGAUUUCAAUCAAGUCUGUGAUGUUUCAAAACAAAUGAAAUAAAAAUCAAAUAUUAAAUGGCACUAAUUUAUUCUGUUAAAAUCCCAUUGACUAACUUAGAUUGCAUGAAUGUUAAGUUGUUUUGUUAAAAUGUAAAGUUUAUUUUUUCAAAUAAUAAUUUGCCAAAUGUGGCAAUUCUCGAAAAUUCAUUUGCAACCCUACAAAAGGAAAAUUGAAAUGUUUCUCAAACGGAACUUCUGUUUUUAGCACUAAGCAAGAUCGCCGCCGACUAGUCUGUAUUUUAACUGUUGGCGAACUUUUCUCGUGCUUGACGAAGAAACCCUUCCGUAAUUUCAAGUCUAAACAAUAAUUGAGAUUAAUGGAGAGUUUAAAUGAUCAUUUUGAACGUGAGUUAGAUAAAAAUUAUAAAAUAAAUGCACAUUGAGAAGAAAUUCCAUUUUCAUGACGAAAAUAACAAAUAUUCAUUAUCUACCAAUUUAAUAUAAAAAAUUCCAUGAUGGUUUGAAGAAGAUUAUAAUACAACUUCUUAAAUACUUAUUAAAACGAGAAUAGUUUGAGUUUUAAAAAUUAUCUUUAAAAAUAUUAUAGUCCGAUUGAUACUUUCAUAUAUUUGAUGCAUUUAAUACAAAUAAAUUCUAAUUCACGAGUUCAGAAUUCAAGGUAUCAAUUCUUAGAAAAAAUAUAAACAAGCCGGAUUUACAUUGGUAUGCAUUACCAGAAUGGUUCGAAUAAAUAUGAAGAUAUUCUAAAAUGUUAAUUUUAUAAUAGAUUAACUAUUUAAUCGUUAUCAAAUAGCUAAUUUCUAAACCUUAAAGACGAGUAUAAAAAAUAUCCUACAUAAUUCAAAGCAUGUUCAAAAAAUAUUCUGCAUAAUUUAAAGAAUGUUCAAAAAAUAUUCUACAUAAUUUAAAGAAUGUUAAAAAAAUACUCGACAUAAUUUAAAGAAUUGUAUUUUAUGCUUUUUGAACCAAUAAAUAUACUGCUCAAAGACUACGAUGUUAAAAAAUUUAUUUAAUCUCCUGACGCUAUUUGUCUUCAAUAAUAUAUUCUUGGGGAACUACCAUUUCAACCCCUCCCCCCCAAAAAAAAAAUCUAUUUUUAUGAGACUAACUAAAGCAACUAAGUUUUAAAAUCUAAGAAUAUGACUAUUUAGAUGAUAUGAAACUGUUUCAUCAAUAACAUCGAAGAAACUCCGCCUAUCAACAGACAUCUUGGAUUUGAUUGGCUUAAAACGAUGCAAUUCGGAGCCUUGAAAUCCAGUUAUUUCUAUUAGAGAAGAGCGGAAUUUCUCUUUUUAAAUUUAAAAUGUUAGUGUCUCAAAAAUUAAAUCUAAGUACGAGUUGAAAUAGUAAUUUCUUUAAGCAGUACGGUCAUUAAUUGAAACAUUUUAAAAUAUAAUUUAUUAUUUCACUUAAAAUAUUUUUUCUGUUUCAGAAUAUAUUAAAAGAACAUCAAUUAAGUUCUUCGAAAAAUUACCCCAAAUUCGCAAUGAGUUACUUCAAUUUCUAUCUUAUGAUCUUGCUGUGCCCAGCUCUAGGAAAAGACAUAGGGCUACAAUUGAAAAUAUUUACAUUAAUUUUCCGUCUGUAAAAAGACCGCGAAUUUCUAUCUCCGUUUGUAAUCUGGUGGAUUAAAUAUUUUUUCAAAUUUAUUUCUAUUCCGGCCUUAGAUAGUUAUGGUGAGCUCAACGCGUGAAAUUUUCUGGAUUUUUUUUAAAUAAUUAAUCAAAAUUGUUAAUUAAAUCAGUCCCCAUAGAAAGGCACGUACAACGUAAAUCCAUUAAAGUUCUUUAUUCCCCCAUAAAUAAUCAAAAUAUUAUUUCACUAUUAAUAAUUAGAUCAUAACAAUAAAUUAAAUAAUUACACUAAAUUUCAUGACUUUACAGCUUUAUGCUCUCGUCUAAACGAGUUUCAAUUAAUUGUAAUCUUUCCCUUAAACUUACAAAUUAUAAUUGCUUUCUAAAUUAUGAUGUGGAGGUGCUCAUGUCACACCGCGGAACUCCGAAACAUCACGACGUUGCCGUUGCCGUUGCCGUUGCCGUUACCGUUACCGUUAAAACAUUUUUCAUGUUAGAAAUGUAUAUUUAUUUCUACCUGUUUAGAAAUUAGCUAUGAGCUAUAAUCCGAGUAUAUAGCCAUUUCAAAAAGUCCGAAUUAAACAAUUAAAACUAACGAAUCGCAGUUUGAACGAAUUAAUCUAAAAAUAAAUAAAAAUAUUGAAUAAAAACUAAACUAAUCCUAGGUUUGAUUAUUAGGCAAUUUUCAUGUUUUUAUAUUCUUUUAAUCAUUACUUUCAUUCUUAUAACAAAUAUUCCUUCAAAAUUAUUUAAAUGAGAAAUAAAUAAUGUUCUUGUGUCCAAUGAUUCAAUUAUAAUAAUUUAUUUUCUAAUGUAAGUAUAUCAAUUACGCUAAAAGCUUCGUUUUAUAAUGUUUUUAUCAUGUUAAUUUUUAUUCUUUAAGUUAAAUAAACUCUUUUAACAAAUCAACUUUUUUUGUGUAUACAAAGCAUUUUGCUGUGCAGAUUGUUAUUAGAUUUGUGUGCUUUUUGUUAAUUGCUUAUUUAUGAUAUGUAACAAAUGCUUAUGGUUAUUUGUAACAUGAACUGGAGUGUGUAUUAUUGAAUAAUUUCUUUUUACAAAUUUGUAUAAACCCGGUGUUUUUCACUAAGCACAUGCACAUAUGAUAUUGUUCUAAGUGUGUACACAAAGUGCGACACCAGUGUAUUUGUGUUUUGUGAAAGCAAUUUAUAAUUUCACUUGAUAAUAAAUAUUUCUUUCACGAAA
Messenger RNA from Argiope bruennichi, 7628 nucleotides. RefSeq names its product protein SPEC3-like. Bases 1604 to 2263 code for a protein of 219 amino acids. The transcript has 3 exons. The record is from RefSeq and is a predicted model, not a curated record. Lineage: Eukaryota; Metazoa; Arthropoda; Arachnida; Araneae; Araneidae.